UUUUUUUUUGAAUUCUAUUUUUAAAAUUUGUAUGCAUCAAAGACGGAACAAAGGGGCCUCUGAUUCGUUGCUCUCCCUCGUUCCGUGUUUAUCGUAUUUGCGCAAGGCAAGAUUACUGCGAGUUUCUCCCAGUGAAAUUUUCCAGAGGAAGGAGGAGGAAGCAACGCGAAAAUGGGAAGCGCACCAGCGCAGAUUCCAACGAGCUUCGGCCACGAACUGAGGGCUUGCCUUCGCUGCAGGCUCGUCAAAACCUACGAUCAAUUCAGAGAGUCAGGUUGUGAGAAUUGCCCUUUCUUUAAGAUGGAGCAUGACAAUGAGCGCGUCGUGGAUUGCACUACUCCUAAUUUCACAGGGUUAAUUUCACUCAUGGAUCCAACCAAAAGUUGGGCUGCCCGAUGGUUGCGAAUUGCAAGAUUUGUCCCUGGUUGUUAUACCCUUGCAGUUUCAGAGGCACUACCAGAGGAGAUGCAGAACAUAUGUGAGGAGGAGCGAGUGCAGUAUGUGCCACCAAAGCGCGCAUGAGCUCUGCUUAUGUGCUUCUCAUGGGAGGAAGGGAACCUUCAAUUGAAUGUCCUGGCCGCCAUACUUAACCUGAAGUAUUCCUCUCUGGAGACUAAUGCCAUUUUUGUAUAUCUAUCAUUUUGAGUAUGGACCAAUGUUAUUUUUUAAAUUCAAAACUUGCCAUAGUGUUGUCCCU
Malania oleifera is the source of this 697-nucleotide messenger RNA. RefSeq names its product transcription elongation factor SPT4 homolog 1. Gene Ontology annotation, molecular function: zinc ion binding; RNA polymerase II complex binding. Gene Ontology annotation, biological process: chromatin organization; regulation of transcription elongation by RNA polymerase II; mRNA processing. NCBI's taxonomy places the organism in Eukaryota, Viridiplantae, Streptophyta, Magnoliopsida, Santalales, Ximeniaceae. Gene Ontology annotation, cellular component: DSIF complex; nucleus. Bases 172 to 522 code for a protein of 116 amino acids. The transcript has 5 exons. The record is from RefSeq and is a predicted model, not a curated record.